Rubroshorea leprosula is the source of this 914-nucleotide messenger RNA. The record is from the annotation of a GenBank genome assembly. Lineage: Eukaryota; Viridiplantae; Streptophyta; Magnoliopsida; Malvales; Dipterocarpaceae.
AAAUAAUCAAAAUAGUAAGAAUAAUGUGAACAAAGCAAAAAAUAGAUCUCGCCCCAAUCCCCCAAGUUCCUUUGAGUUACACCCUAGUCAAUUUCGCUGCUCUGAGGAAGGAGACGCAGCCAAAAACAACUGUAGUAGAAAGCAGAGACAGUAGAAUAAUCUUUGAGGCCAAGGGCAGGCAGGGAGAUGUUGGCGAGGAGGUUGUUUUCUUUCUUCAAGAGCUCACCGUCUUCACAGCUCUCCAGCACAACUUCUGUGAAUGAUGAAAAGAGCAAAGCUUUUGGUCGUAAAGCUGUGUCUUUCAUCUUGAUUACUGUUACUGGUGGUGUUGCUCUGAGUGCUCUUGAUGACCUUGCUAUCUAUCAUAGCUGUAGCAGCAAGGCAAUGGAGAAAGCCGGUAAGAAUCAGGCAAUUAUAGAUGCAUUAGGGGAACCAAUCAAGAAGGGACCGUGGUACAAUGCAUCUCUAGCAGUGGCUCACAAAAGGCAUUCUGUAUCUUGCACAUUCCCUUUGUCUGGACCCCAAGGCAGUGGAGUCUUACAAUUAAAGGCAGUAAGAAAUGCAGAUGAUAGCUGGUAUUCCUUUCUCCGACCUCGAGACUGGGAAAUCCUAAUCAUGGAUGCUCUCCUCCAUUUACCCGGAAAUGAAGAAAAGCAGCAAACACUACGUAUUAACAUCUCCGACAGCUCCCCUGCCUCAGCUUGUGUAGCAUGCACUGCUACAGCUUGCAGGCCCCAGGUAUCUGAGGACCCUGAGAAGAAAUCAGAGGCCAAAUCAUAGAAAAAGAAUAAAAUAUGAGACACAUCUUGUUUUAUGGGAUUUCUUUAUUUGUUGUCAAAAUCAAACCUCCAGUCUUCUUGGAGUUGAAAUUCUUUGGAACUUAAGAUUUUUCUCAAUAAAAAUUCAAAACAACA